Cercospora beticola is the source of this 1218-nucleotide messenger RNA. RefSeq lists its product as uncharacterized. Gene Ontology annotation, biological process: protein phosphorylation. The record is from RefSeq and is a predicted model, not a curated record. Gene Ontology annotation, molecular function: ATP binding; protein kinase activity. Lineage: Eukaryota; Fungi; Ascomycota; Dothideomycetes; Mycosphaerellales; Mycosphaerellaceae.
AUGCCUCCGAGAGUGUUUGGCCGCUCCCUCGCCCAACAUCUCAACCGUGCUCAUCGCUCAGUGACGCUUUCCCCAACUCGCUGGAUCGGUGACUUUUUUGGACGAUCCAGCUCACCACCUUCUAGAGCUUUUCCCUCCAAUGGCUUCAAGCUGCUAGCUGGCGACGAGAAAGUGGAAGAGGAGAAUUGGGAUUGGUACAGCGCAGAGGCUUAUUACCCAGUCCGUAUAGGCGAGAUUUUCAAGUCACGUGCACACCAAUACGUUGCUCUCAAAGCCUGCGAGCGAGGAAGCCAGUCUGCCGAACGUGAGCUUGCUGCAUAUCAGUAUCUGGAAUCUCUCACUACGGAACAUGUGGGCGCAUUGGUUAUUCGGCAGCUACUUGACAGCUUCACAAUCAAAGCAAAUGGUACUGAGUACCGAUGUAUGAUCCACGAGCCACUAGGAAUGAGUGUCAAAACACUGCAGCAAUUGAUGCCGGAUCAACUGCUGUCCGAGGAUGCUCUGAAGGCUGUGCUCAAGUACCUGCUGUUGGCACUUGAUUGCUUGCACACUGAAGCCAAAAUGAUCCAUACAGGCAACAUGAAUCCUCCCAUUCACGAGUUGAGUAAUACUAACGGCAUCUUUGACGACUUCGCAAAGGCAGAGGUUAAAAAUCCAAUCCCUCGCAAGGUCGACGGAGAUCGAAUCGUAUACGAAUCAAGAGGCCUUCGAAUGCCCAAAACGACCGGCCCUCCAAUCCUCUGCGAUUUUGGCGAAGCUCGCUUUGGGAGCAGCUCUUACACUGAUGAUAUACAGCCAUAUAUCUACAGAGCGCCCGAAGUCAUCCUCGACAUACCAUGGUCGUAUGAGGUCGAUAUCUGGAAUGUAGGAGUGAUGAUCUGGGACCUCUUCGAAGGCCGUCAUCUCUUCAGCGUUCGCGGCCCAAACGGCGAUCGAUUGAGCAGGUACCACCUCGCGGAAAUGGUGGCGAUUCUUGGUCUGCCACCUGUAGAGUACUUGCAACGCACCCCAACAUCAUGGAAAUACUUUGAUGAUGAUGGAAAUUGGAAGGCUGCGACUGCUAUUCCGGAAAACUACUCGUUGGAAACGUUGGAGACACGUUUAAGUGGUGAGAAUAAGACGGCUUUCCUGGCUUUUGUGCGUAAAAUGUUGCAGUGGUGUCCGGAGAGAAGAUAUACUGCUAAGCAGCUUCUUGAUGAUUCCUGGUUAAAUUCGUGA